Messenger RNA from Melitaea cinxia (Glanville fritillary), 2088 nucleotides. RefSeq lists its product as uncharacterized. The record is from RefSeq and is a predicted model, not a curated record. The transcript has a single exon. Bases 1 to 2088 code for a protein of 695 amino acids. NCBI's taxonomy places the organism in Eukaryota, Metazoa, Arthropoda, Insecta, Lepidoptera, Nymphalidae.
AUGAAUCCUAAUCCAAAGACGCGCGAAGAGCUUACAAUUUCUAAAGCAGCUCUUCAGCGCAGCACACGCCACUUUGCGAAUGUCUAUUGGACCAAUAUUUGCCACAACAUCCAAGCGUGUGCAGACUCAGGAAACUUCAGCGGUGUGUACUCUGGUAUAAAACAGGCCAUCGGCCCAGUUUCCAAAAAGGCAGCUCCCCUUAAAGAAGCUGAUGGCUCUGUUAUAACAGAUCGUCAUCGUCAAAUGGAACGUUGGGUAGAACACUUCACCACUCUCUAUGCAACUCCAGUCAGCAUCGAACCGGAGGCUGUUCAGAGCAUGCCUAAACUGGAUACUUGGAGUCAAUUAGACGACCUACCUACUAUAAGGGAAUACCACAUUGCUGUAAAGCAGCUUAAGCGCGGUAAGAGUCCUGGUAGUGAUGGAACCCAAGCAGAAAUACUUAAACUUAAGUGCGUGUCACCUAUUCUGCACAGUCUGCUGUGUAAGUGCUGGGAGGCGGGGUGCGUGCCUCGGGAUAUGCGUGAUGCCAACAUCAUCACACUAUACAAAGGGAAAGGGGAUCGCGGCGAUUGCAACUCCUACCGUGGCAUUUCCCUUUUGAGCACAGUCGGCAAGCUAUUUGGACGUGUAAUAUUAGGAAAGCUCCAAAAACUUGCAAAUCGCGUAUAUCCUGAGGCACAGUGUGGUUUUCGCCCCCGGCGUUCCACAGUCGAUAUGAUUUUCUCCCUUCGCCAAUUACAGGAGAAGUGCAGAGAGCAGAAAACGCCAUUGUACGUGGCGUUUGUUGACUUAAAUAAGGCCUUCGAUACCGUCAGCAGGGAAGGUCUUUAUACUGCACUGAAAUGCAUUGGGUGUCCACAAAAACUCUUGAGCCUUGUUCAAUCCUUUCACGAGGAUAUGAAGGGCGCUGUAGUUUUUGAUGGCCAAACGUCUGAUCAGUUCGAAAUGCGUAGGGGUGUCCGUCAGGGCUGCGUGUUGGCUCCUACCCUGUUUGGUAUAUUCUUUUCGAUUAUCCUAAGAACUGCUUUCGGCGAUAGCCAACAGGGUAUCCACCUUCAUACAAGAGUAGACGGAAAGCUAUUCAACAUCUCACUGCUUCAAGCUAAACGAAAGCGUCAUGAUCUUUUCGUUGACUCUUUGUUAUUUGCCGAUGAUGCAGCUUUUGUGGCAAACUCAGUUCUCGAGCUUCAAACAAUCAUGGACAAAUUUUCCAAAGCAUGCACUUUGUUUUCCAUGUCCAUAAACCCCAAAAAAACUGUGGUUCUAGCGCAAGGCAGUGCAGAAAUACCUGCAUUAAUGCUGGAUAGCACUGCUUUACAAGUGGUUGAUAGGUUCUGCUACCUGGGAUCGACUGUCUCGUGCAAUCUCUCUCUAGAAGCAGAGAUCAAUACUCGCAUCGGAAAAGCGGCGACUACGUUCGGGCGGCUCAGUACAAGAGUGUGGAACAACAAACAUCUUACCAACAGGACCAAGAUGAUAGUAUUUCAGGCCUGUGUUUUGAGCACGCUCUUGUACGGAGCGGAGGCGUGGACGUCCUAUGCGAAGCAAGAACGUCAGAUUAACACUUUUUAUAUGCGCUGCCUACGGAACAUCCUGGUUAUAAGUUGGAAAGACAGAGCGACCAACGAGAGGGUUCUACAAAUAGCGCGGAUGCCCAGUCUAACUGCCAUGCUAAAACAGCGUCGGCUGCGUUGGUUGGGGCAUGUACACCGGAUGGACCCCUCUCGACUUCCGCGGCAGAUCAUGCUUGGCGCAGUUGCGAACGCAAGGAGGGAUGUUGGGAGGCCUUUGCUCCGUUUUAAAGACUGCGCCAAGCGCGAUAUGGUCGCUUUUAACAUAAAUCACAACAGCUGGGAAAAGUUAGCCGAGAACAGAGACCAAUGGCGUAAGAGCGUGAAGGAUGGUCAACAACAUCACGAUGAAGCCUGGUUUGGACUCUUAUCGGACAGGAGAAACAAAAAACACCAGAACAGCGACAUCGGUGACACUAGCACAUCUUUUCCUUGUUCGGUGUGUGGUAGAAUCUGCCGCUCCCGUAUCGGCUUGUACAGCCAUCAGAAGAAAUGCUCUUCAGACACCGUUUAA